Molecule: messenger RNA, 360 nt
Organism: Knipowitschia caucasica
Lineage: Eukaryota; Metazoa; Chordata; Actinopteri; Gobiiformes; Gobiidae
Source: the annotation of a GenBank genome assembly
AUGGAUGUUUUUUUAAUGAUCCGACGUCACAAGACAACAAUCUUCACAGACGCAAAGGAAUCCACAACAGUAUACGACCUUAAACGCAUCGUUGAGGGAAUACUUAAAAGAUCCCCUGAAGACCAACAGCUCUACAAAGAUGAGCAGUUGUUAGAAGACAGUAAAACCUUGGGAGACUGUGGUUUUACCAACCAGACAGCGAGACCCCAGGCUCCAGGGACCGUGGGUUUGGCCUUCCGUGUCAAUAACGAGAUGUUCGAGCCGCUGCACGUGGAGGCCUUCUCUUCUCCUCCUGAACUCCCGGAUGUGAUGAAGCCUCAGGACUCCGGCAGCACGGCCAACGAGCAGGCGGUGCAGUGA